AUGGUAUUAAGAGAAGUUGGAAAGUGUGUUGUUUAUGUUGAUAUUCCUCCUGAUAUUAAUGAUUUUGGUAAAAAUUUUGCAAAAGCUAUGAAUAUUAAAAUAUCAGAUUUAACUGAUAAUGCAAAAUAUGGCAGACCAUUAAUUAUUAUUUUGGAUAAUAUUGAUCGAUUAAUUCCUGAGAAUAUAGAAAUCCUUGAUUGGCUUCAAAAAAAUUUAAUUGAAUAUGAAAAUUAUAAAUAUAUUACAGUAUUUGUCAGCAGUGGAAAUUUAGUUCCCCUAGGAACAAGUUCAUAUGGAUAUUGGGUAAAUGUGAAAUCUAAUUACCUUGUUAAUAAAAAAAAUAUCAAAGAAGAAGUAAAAAAAUAUAUGAAUUGGUUGGUGGAUGCAUUAUUGAUUUAG
Messenger RNA from Diversispora eburnea, 399 nucleotides. The record is from the annotation of a GenBank genome assembly. Lineage: Eukaryota; Fungi; Glomeromycota; Glomeromycetes; Diversisporales; Diversisporaceae.